Carica papaya (papaya) is the source of this 2472-nucleotide messenger RNA. The record is from RefSeq and is a predicted model, not a curated record. NCBI's taxonomy places the organism in Eukaryota, Viridiplantae, Streptophyta, Magnoliopsida, Brassicales, Caricaceae.
UUCUCGUAUCCUUUUAGCUCUGGAAAUUCUCCAUGGAUUCCGAUUCAGACUCUGAUGGUUCUCACGUCUCCGCCACUCCUCCGAGACAAUCAAAUCUUCUUCCUCCUCCUCCAACGCCACUGCCAUUACCCAUAACGUCAUCUCCUCACCCCGCUCCAAAACCCCUUAACCCGCCCCCAAUUCCUUCUGCUCUGCCCUCAUCCCUGCCUUUCCAGAUCCGCCGCCCCUCUGAUCAGUCCCGUCUCGUCCCUACCGGCGAUUCCCUCCAAACCCUUCCCCCCGGCUUUUUCUCCAAGGUCCCUUCCUUCUCCAAACUUCGCAAACACUCUCUCACUUUCGAAAACGACGCCCCGCUACCGCUGCCCCGACCCGAAAUCGUUAUCGACCGCUCGGAACCCCGUCCGGUUCGCCCAAACCCGCUCAAAGUCCGCCGGAGGCAGCACCCUAAUUUGAUCGGCAGCAGCUUGGCUGACCCGCCUGUCAAAAUUCGAAACUGCUCCGGCGCAAGUGAAGGUAAUUUCGUGAAGCUUCAACUGAAUGGGAAAAGACGGGGCAAGUAUCCUAGCAAGUGCAAAGGCAGAACCAAAAGCCAAAACAAUUAUGCCUACAGAAAAACGAGGAGCAAGAGAAAAGCAAAAGCCGAGAGCGGAAUUGAGACGGAGAGCAUUUGUGGCGAAGAUGGGUUUGCUGGAGAAAUCCCGCAACCGAAGAAGAAGAGGGAAGAGCGAAGCGUUCGUCUGUUGCAGAAGGCAGUCUCGGCGGCGCGAGACGAGCCGUCCGAUGAUAAUCUGGUGAGGUUGCUGAACGUAGUGUACGGUCAUCAUUCGUUUCGCGGCGGGCAGAUGGAGGCGAUCAAGAUGGUUCUCUCGGGGAGAUCGACGGUGCUGGUUUUACCCACGGGUGCGGGGAAGUCGCUGUGCUAUCAGAUUCCAGCCAUGAUUUUGCCGGGGAUCACGCUGGUUGUCAGCCCUCUGUUGGCGUUAAUGAUCGACCAGUUGAAGCAGCUCCCUGCUGUGAUUCCUGGCGGCCUUUUGAGCAGCAGCCAGAAACCCGAAGAGGUUGCUGAGACACUGAGGCAGGUUCAUGAGGGGACCAUAAAGGUGCUUUUUGUAUCACCAGAAAGGUUCUUGAAUAAGGACUUUUUGUCACUUUUUUCUGUUACUUCCCUUCUAUCUCUCGUUGUAGUGGACGAGGCUCAUUGUAUAUCGGAAUGGUCCCAUAACUUCCGACCUUCAUACACGAGGAUAAGGGCAUCUUUGAUUCGUGCCAAGCUUAAUGCUGAAUGCAUUCUUGCAAUGACUGCUACUGCAACAGCUGCAACAUUGCAGGCUGUAAUGUCUGCUCUAGAGAUUCCUUCAAGCAAUCUCAUUCAGGAAACCCAACUGAGGAACAACUUACAGUUGUCAGUCUCUUUAAGUGGAAACAGAAUGAAAGAUCUGCUGAUGUUGAUAAAGUCUUGUCCCUUUAAUGAAGUUCAAAGCAUCAUCAUAUAUUGCAAAUUUCAGUAUGAAACUGACAUGAUAAGCAGAUACUUGUGUGAUAGCAAUAUCUCUGCAAAGAGUUACCACAGUGGUCUUACCACUAAGGAUCGGAACCAUAUACAGGACUUGUUUUGUUCUAACAAGAUUAGAGUGGUUGUUGCAACUGUGGCAUUUGGCAUGGAGAUUGGCCGUUCAGGACGGGAUGGGAGGUUGUCCCACUGCCAUCUGUUGUUUGAUGAUAUCACGUAUUUCAAACUGAGAAGCCUCAUGUACAGUGAUGGGGUAGAUGAAUACACAGUAAACAAGUUUCUCUUUCAAGUUUUCUCCAGUGACAUGAAUGUCCAUGGGAAAAUUUGCUCACUAGUUAAAGAAGCUGCAUCUCGCAAAUUUGACAUGAAAGAAGAGGUUAUACUCACACUUUUAACACACUUGGAGUUGGGGGAAGUGCAAUACUUGUGUCUCCUUCCGCUUAAUGUAACCUGCACUUUGAGUUUCCACAAGACUUCUCCAGGUUUGCUUGCUGAUAAGGAUAUGUUGGCUGCAGCAAUUUUAAAGAAAUCUGAGAUCAGGCGAGGGCAAUAUGUUUUUGAUAUACCCAGUGUGGCAAAUAGCAUUGGAGUUACAGCUACAGAGUUAUCAAAUCAGUUGCAAAAUCUUAAGUUGAAGGGAGAGAUAACCUAUGAAGUGAAGGAUCCGGCCUUUUGUUAUAUGAUUAAGGAAGUCCCGGAAGAUCUUUGCUCUCUUUCUUUGCAUCUUACUAAAUGGUUAUCAGAGAUUGAAGCUUGCAAGGUAAGGAAAUUGGAUGCAAUGUUUGAUGCUGCAGUCUCUGCGGUAACUGUCUGUGACAAAAUAGAAGGCUGCUUUGGUGCUCAGCACACACCAUGCUUGCAGAGGAAGAUAUUAAGUUACUUUAACGGAGACGAUAACUAUAAUGCCUCUAAUAAGAUUGGUCAGAGCAGGUAAUACAAAUUUUACUUCCCUAGAUAGCAGA